Messenger RNA from Gracilinanus agilis (Agile Gracile Mouse Opossum), 2688 nucleotides. RefSeq names its product fibronectin type III and SPRY domain containing 1 like (gene FSD1L). Gene Ontology annotation, molecular function: protein binding. The transcript is spliced from 14 exons. The record is from RefSeq and is a predicted model, not a curated record. Bases 14 to 1540 code for a protein of 508 amino acids. NCBI's taxonomy places the organism in Eukaryota, Metazoa, Chordata, Mammalia, Didelphimorphia, Didelphidae.
GCGAGGCCUCCCCAUGGAUUCCCAGAAAGAAGCUCUACAAAGGAUUAUCACAACUCUGGCAAGCAAAAAUGAUGAAAUUCAGAAUUUUAUUGAUACUCUAAAUCAUACGCUAAAAGGAGUUCAGGCCAACUCUUCUAGCAUACUUUUAGAAUUAGAUGAGGAAUUUGAUGGUCUUUAUUCUAUAUUGGAUGAGAUGAAAGAGAGCAUGACUAAUACUAUCAAGCAAGAACAAGCUCGUAAAACACAAGAACUACAGAGUCAGCUUAGCCAAUGCAAUAAUGCUCUGGAGAAUUCUGAAGAGCUACUAGAAUUUGCUUCAAGGUCACUAGACAUAAAGGAACCAGAAGAAUUUUCAAAGGCUGCCAGACAGAUCAAAGAUAGAGUCACAAUGGCUUCAGCUUUUCGCCUUUCUUUGAAACCAAAGGUCAGUGAUAACAUGACUCACCUAAUGGUGGAUUUUUCUCAGGAAAGACAGAUGCUCCAGACUUUGAAGUUUCUGCCAGUUCCUAAAGCUCCAGAAAUAGAUCCAGUAGAGUGCCUGGUAGCUGACAAUUGUGUAACAGUUGCUUGGAGAAUGCCAGAGGAAGAUAAUAAGAUUGAUCAUUUUAUACUGGAAUACAGGAAAACUAAUUUUGAUGGACUUCCACGUGUUAAGGAUGAAAGAUGCUGGGAAUUAAUAGAUUACAUUAAAGGCACUGAAUAUACACUCUCUGGCUUAAAGUUUGAUUCAAAAUAUAUGAACUUUCGAGUUCGAGCUUGCAACAAGGCUGUGGCAGGAGAGUAUUCUGAUCCAAUAACAUUGGAAACUAAAGCACUUAACUUCAGUUUGGAUGGCUCAUCAUCUCAUCUGAACUUGAAAGUUGAAGAUAACUGUGUAGAAUGGGAUCCAACGGGAGGAAAAAGUCAAGAAAAUAAAAUGAAAGGAAAAGAGAAUAAAGGCAGUGUCCAUGUUACUGCACUGAAGAACAAUAAAAGAAGUGGUACACCAUCACCUAAACGGACUUCAGUGGGCUCCAGACCAUCAUCUAUAAGGGGCAGCAGAGAUCGUUUUACUGGUGAAUCAUAUACAGUAUUGGGAGACACUGCCAUUGAAAGUGGACAACACUAUUGGGAAGUCAGAGCCCAGAAAGAUUGUAAAUCCUACAGCAUUGGACUAGCAUAUAAGACCCUGGGGAAGUUUGAUCAGUUGGGAAAGACAAACACUAGUUGGUGUAUCCAUGUCAACAACUGGCUACAAAGUUCCUUCGCUGCAAAGCAUAACAAUAAAGCCAAAGCUUUAGAUGUAAUUGUUCCUGAAAGGAUAGGCGUGUUUUGUGAUUUCGAUGGAGGUCAACUGUCCUUCUACAAUGCAGCUUCAAAGCAAUUACUGUAUUCUUUUAAAACAAAAUUUACACAGCCAGUGCUUCCUGGUUUCAUGGUUUGGUGUGGUGGACUUUCUUUGAGUACCGGAUUGCAAGUUCCGAGUGCUGUGAAGACACUACAGAAACAUGAAAAUGGAAUGAGUGGUUCAACUAGCAGUCUGAACAAUAUUAUGCAGUAAUAUCACUUAAAAAUGUUUACUUCUUUUUUUAUUUUGGCAUUAUUUUCUGUGCAGUUUCUAAUCACAGAUGCUUGAGCAAUGGAUUAACCAUUUGGGUUUGCUGCCCUCUGCUGCUUGAGGCUUGGAUGCUGUUAAACAUUAUGCUUCUGAAAUGAAGCAUUAGCAGGAACCUACUGUGAAAUCCCAUAGAAGAAGCAAUUAGAAAACCAUAGAUUGACUUUCUGAAAAAUAGACACAGGUGAAAGGGACAGUGUGCUUUUCUUUUGGAAGAAAAGUGAUUUUUGAGUUUUCUAGAUAUUUUGUUGGUUCUUCUCUUUGUUUACACGUAGGACUUCAAAGAUAGAAAUUAGCCUGGGUUGGAAAAUUUUACCACUUAAUUGACUAAAAUAAUUUUUAAAUUUUUUGUUCUUUUUUUCUUCAUUUUGUGAUUCUUCAGGAAAAAAGACUUUUAGUUUUCAGACCGAAGCUUUAAAAACUUUCAGCCUUUAUAAAUUUUAUAGCAUUCGAGACUGUUGGGAAUGCCAAAAAGACUCUUCUACAGUAACUUUAACUUUUUCCCCCUUUAUUUGGAAACCAAUAAGGUUCUGACUGCUCUCCCUCUACAUCCCCAUGUGCUUUAUAUGUUGACCAUAUCAGCUUCCCCUUCACUCCUCCCCAUUCUCUCUUCUUUGUGUAUUUAUACAAGCUGGCACAAUGCUGAGAGAAAAUUUACAUUAUUCUUGUGACUUGACACAGAUUGUACAGGUGAGUUUGUGAACAUUCUAGCUUGAGAGAUUUCUUUUGCACUAGUUCUGUCAGUUUGAUAAUAGAUGGAUUUUUAAGGGCUUUUAUAUAAUGUUUUAUGUGUUAUUGGCUAUCUAAGUUUAAUCUGAAAUAAAUUUGCAAUUGGAUUUUGAAGUAUUUUAUUGAUUUAAAGUUUUGUAGUUGGGUUAAAACAAUGUAUUAAACUUUGCAAUCCAUAGAACAAAAUUAUUUCUUAAUGUGAGAAAAUUUGUCUUAGAAUUUGAAUUAGAGAUUCAACCUUGUAUAAAAAAGGAGAGAAAAAUCAAAUCAGAAAGUGCUUGUCAUUCAUGCCUUUAGGAAUGCUGUACUUAUCACUGUUAUUUACUAAAAUUAUAUUUCCCUGUAUUUACUAAUAAAAUCUAAUA